GACAUUUCGUCAAACUCAUAAAAAGAUAACAUACACAUGUAUUUCAGUGUAUAGGCUUCCUAAUCCAGCAUGACAGAGAGCUCGAAAUACAUACAAGUGUUACAAGACGAGACUUUACGGAAAUCUUUACCUGGUCGAUUCAAUCACAAUCGUCACCCGCGUGUUUUUGCAAGUUACAAUCUGGAAGUCAUAUACGAGUGCCGAUUUUGAUUUGAUAAACUUACCAGAAUCCGGCUAAAAUGAAAUUCGGAAAAUCAGUAAGAAUUUCGGCCAUGUUGGUGUUAACCGGCGGAUUCUUCCUGGUGGAAUUAGUUGUCGGAUACGCCACGAAUUCCAUGGCACUAGUUGCCGAUUCUUUUCACAUGUUAUCCGAUGUUAUGGCGUUGGUUGUUGGGCUUUUUUCCGUGCGGAUUGCCAAGAAAACAUCGGAGAAAAAUACAUUUGGUUGGGCCAGAAUGGAAGUCCUGGGAGCAUUAGUUAAUGCGGUGUUUUUGUGUGCGCUGUGUUUCUCCAUCUUUAUUGAAGCCAUCCAGCGAUUUACGGAGGAUGUUAAGGUCGAGAACCCAGAAUUGGUACUCAUCGUGGGCGGAGUCGGAUUGGCCGUUAAUCUUAUCGGAUUGGUCCUAUUUCACGAUCAUGAUCAUCAUGGACAUGGUCACUCGCACAUUCACAGUCAUACGGAUGGGGACAUUCACACCGAAGAUUUAAUGGUUCAGUCCGAUGGUCAAACUACGACAGUUGCGGUCGCACAUGACCAGAGUCACCACGACCAUGGCCACCACCACGGCCACGGUCAUGACCAUCACCACGAUCAUUCAGACAAGAAGCCCAAUGGGAAAGGAAAAAGUGGAUCACAGAUGAACAUGCAUGGUGUUUUCUUGCAUGUUGCCGGUGAUGCACUGGGAUCGGUGAUCGUCAUGGUUGCCGCUUUGGUCAUCUGGCUGACUGACUGGGAUUACCGACACUACAUUGACCCCGCACUGAGUUUAGUCAGCGUGAUAGUCAUCCUGUCCAUGACGAUUCCAUUACUUCGGUCAUCGGCACUAAUUCUGUUGCAAACCGUUCCACUGCAUAUGAAGGCGAAGGAUGUCAAAGCACGCUUAGAAAAGGUUGAUGGUGUUCUUGCUGUACACGAAUUGCAUAUUUGGCAAUUAGCCGGCAGCAAGAUUGUCGCAUCUGCACAUAUCUGGUGUCGGGAUUACCAGGAAUACCAGCGUGCGGCGAACCGCAUUAAACAAUUUUUCCACAACGAAGGAAUCCAUUCUACCACAAUACAGCCGGAAUUUGACGAUGUGGGCAGCAAUUACCAAGACAACAUCAGAUUAGACCCGGCAUUUUGUGGUAUCACCUGUCCAGAUUCGGAUGAUAAAUGCGUCCAGGAUCGCUGCUGUCAGCCAUCUCCAAUGCGAACUCCAGUAGCACUGCGCCAUUCAUCUUCCGACGGCAACAUCUCUACACGCCGCUCACUGUCCGGUAGCACCGGACCGAACGCCGUAUCCGUGAAAUAUCUCGCUCCGCCGGCGCCGAUGCAACUGAACGUGCGGAAUCUGCCUCAGACACCCCCAUCUGAAAAUCACACACCGAUAUCGAUAAGGUCACAAGGAAGGCGCAACAGUGGAUAUUCGGACGAUGGACACGAAGAGCGUCUUUGACACACAAUGCCUGGCCUUAAGGGAACGAGUGACCUUGCACUCUGUUUAAAUUUUAUAAAUUACAACUUUCUAACGCUGCCAGUUGAGUGUUUUUCAAAUAUAUGGUUUCAAUAGCAAACCAGCCGCAACUGUCUGUGAUAAUUACCUAUUACUGUUAUGGUAAAGUGCAGCCAUUACUGUAUUUUAACUCGAAUUCGUUAAAAUACAGAUACACGUACGUACCGCACGACGCACGUGUGGUUAUUAAAUUAAAUUACGGUACA
This is a messenger RNA of Paramacrobiotus metropolitanus, 1915 nucleotides long. RefSeq lists its product as uncharacterized. NCBI's taxonomy places the organism in Eukaryota, Metazoa, Tardigrada, Eutardigrada, Parachela, Macrobiotidae. Gene Ontology annotation, cellular component: membrane. The coding region runs from base 240 to 1652 and encodes 470 amino acids. The transcript is spliced from 8 exons. Gene Ontology annotation, molecular function: zinc ion transmembrane transporter activity. The record is from RefSeq and is a predicted model, not a curated record. Gene Ontology annotation, biological process: intracellular zinc ion homeostasis; zinc ion transmembrane transport; detoxification of zinc ion.